Molecule: messenger RNA, 1783 nt
Organism: Microtus ochrogaster (prairie vole)
Lineage: Eukaryota; Metazoa; Chordata; Mammalia; Rodentia; Cricetidae
Gene: Snrnp48
Product: small nuclear ribonucleoprotein U11/U12 subunit 48
Cellular component (GO): cytosol; nucleoplasm; U12-type spliceosomal complex
Source: RefSeq, a predicted model, not a curated record
GGCGAGCGGCUAGCAUGGAGCUUGAGCCUCCACCUUUGGAGGAGCGGCGGCGGCUGCAAGAGGAGUUGAGCGAGUUCGUAGAGAGCUGCUGUCGGACUCUGGAGGAGGUGACGGCGUCCCUGGGAUGGAGCCUGGACCAGCUGGACCCUGGGGACGAGGCGGCGGCCGAGGAUGAAAUCACGAUAUGCCCUUAUGAUUCCAAUCAUCGUAUGCCUAAAUCAUCAUUAGCAAAGCACAUGGAAUCUUGCAGAUUGAGGAAGCUGGGCUAUGCCAAAGAGGAAGAGGAUGAAAUGUAUAAUCCUGCUUUUUUCUAUGAGAAUUUGAAGAUUCCUUCAGUUACUUUGAAUAAGGAUUCACAGUUCCAGAUAAUUAAGCAAGCUAGAACUGCAGCUGGGAACGAUGGCGAUUGUUACAGUCAAAGAAUGUAUUCUUCGGUGCCUGUUGAAGUUCCUCUGAAUCACAAACGAUCUGUGUGUGACCUCACCCAAGCAGAUCGCCUUGCCCUUUAUGAUUUUGUCCUUGAGGAGACAAAGAAAAAGCGCUCUGGUUCUCAAGUCAUUGAAAACGACAGCGAUCUGUUUGUAGACUUGGCUGCUAAAGUCAAUCAAGAUAAUAGCCGAAAAAGUCCAAAAUCUUACCUGGAAAUCCUGGCAGAAGUGAGAGAUUAUAAAAGAAGACGGCAGUCCUAUAGAGCCAAGAAUGUUCACAUAACCAAGAAGUCGUACACUGAGGUAAUUCGGGAUGUGAUAAAGGUACACAUGGAAGAGCUCAGCAACCACUGGCAAGAACAGGAACAAGCAGAAGAUGGUGCUGAAAAGAAUGAAGAAAGGCGGUCAGCUUCGGUAGACUCACGACAGUCUGGUGGAAGCUAUUUGGAUGCGGAAAAUUCACGACAUAGAAGGGCUCGGAGUAGGAGCCCACACAAACGAAAAAGAAAUAAGGAUAAAAAUUCCGAGUCAAGAAGAAGAAAAGAGAGGGAUGGAGGAAGACAUCAUAGUCAUAAAAGAAGAAAGCAAAAAAUAUAAACAGAAUGUGACUGCUUUUGGAAUACAUAUGCUGGUGUUUUAAUUAUAAUCUUUGCAUAGAAGAAAAUGGCUGUUAUGAUCAUAUACUCAGUAUUUUAAUAAAUGCUUCAAAACGUAAAUCAAAUAGUACCAUACAUGUUUGCAUUUUCCUUAGUAUUUUAAUAGAUUCUUAUUAUUUGUUUCAUUGUUUUUGUAAUAUAGUUAACAGUUUUCUUUUAACUACUCAGUACUUCAAAUAGGCAAAUUAUAUAUGAGAACAUUGUCCUUGUAGGAAGUUAAACUGAGGCUAGAGUCUACCCAGCAGUGACUACUAUUUGUUCUACACUGGAGAGUUGUAAUCUGUGAGAGCAAUCUGAUUAUCUUUCUGAAUGGGGAUGGCCUGGCUGAGUAAACCAUGGUGUAGUCAGUCAUAGGUUAAAGUAUUGUAUUAGCAGUAAAAGGAAUAACCUGGAUCUGUGUUCACAUGGAUAGAUAGGUCUUUAAAAUGUAAUCUAAGGGGGAAUUUUAAGUAGUAGGUAUAUUUAAGUCAGCAUUAGACCCAUGUGCAACUAAUACUAUGUGUUUCUUACGGAUGUAUAUGUAUAUGUUUGUAUUUUAAAGGUUUAUUUGAAGCCAUUCCAAAUUCCUAAUUAUAUGUGGGGAAGGAUGUAGGAGAAAUUGAGGUAGAUAACAAGAUUGGGAGGUUAGUCUAAGGAAACUUGAGCUUGUCGAUAAUAUAUAUUCAUAUUUUGUUUGAUAAUUAAAAGCUGCUAUCGUUU